Morone saxatilis (striped sea-bass) is the source of this 4206-nucleotide messenger RNA. It is a transcript of the gene sulf1, whose product is annotated as sulfatase 1. Gene Ontology annotation, cellular component: plasma membrane; cell surface; Golgi apparatus. The coding region runs from base 547 to 3996 and encodes 1149 amino acids. NCBI's taxonomy places the organism in Eukaryota, Metazoa, Chordata, Actinopteri, Moronidae. The transcript has 19 exons. The record is from RefSeq and is a predicted model, not a curated record. Gene Ontology annotation, molecular function: glycosaminoglycan binding; calcium ion binding; N-acetylglucosamine-6-sulfatase activity.
CUGGGGGUUUUCUUGCUUCCAUCUCGUAGAGAGCGUGUGUGUGUGUAUGUGUGUGAGUGACUGCGUGUGUGUGUCUCCCUCAGCGCUGAGCUGUGUCCUUGUCCCUGCCUCCUGGCAGCAAGGAGCCACCCAGCAGCCGGUCUGUGAUUGGGCAGGGGAGUGGGGUUCUUGACACAGCGCGGUGCUGACUGCUCCGGGACGUGUUUCAACAGAUGGUCGAGGUUAGAGAGUGUCAUCACAUCGGAGAGAGGAUUAGAGGAGAGAGGUUGUCUUCCAGGAGCUGUGUGGUCCCCCUGCUCUUCAACCCAAAAUCCCAGCAAUCCCCCCUCUAUGAGCGAAGGGAGACCCGGUGAAGAAACGCGAGAAGAAAACACAGAGAGGAAUCCUAGCCUUGCCUCUUACUCUGCUCUCCUGCCUUUAAGUCGACCACAGCUGUGAGAACUGCACGGGUGUGAGUGAGUGGCCUGGCUGGACCUCUUCGCCCUCCCUUCAUCUCUCCAUUAAUCCUCCCAUCUACCCAUCCCGUCUCUUGUCGUCUCAGGCACCAUGCUGAUGCAGUGGCUGGCCUGGUUGGCCCUGCUGUCUCUGGACUGGGCUCCAGGCAGCUGGGCCUUCAUCACCACCAGGGCUCAGGGCCUGAGGGGUCGCAUCCAGAGAGACCGCAGAAACAUCCGGCCCAACAUUAUCCUCAUUAUGACUGACGACCAGGAUGUAGAGUUGGGUUCUCUACAGGUAAUGAAUAAAACCCGCAAGAUCAUGGAAGAUGGAGGCACAAGUUUCACCAAUGCCUUUGUCACCACACCCAUGUGCUGCCCGUCACGGUCCUCCAUGUUGACGGGCAAGUACGUCCACAACCACAACACCUACACCAACAAUGAGAACUGCUCCUCCCCUUCCUGGCAAGCUCAGCAUGAGCCACGCUCAUUUGCUGUCUAUCUCAACAACACCGGCUACAGGACAGCCUUCUUCGGCAAGUACCUCAACGAGUACAAUGGCAGCUACAUCCCACCUGGGUGGCGCGAAUGGGUUGGAUUGAUAAAAAAUUCCCGCUUCUAUAAUUACACUGUCUGUCGGAAUGGUUACAAGGAGAAACACGGUGCCGAUUAUUCCAAGGACUAUUUCACAGAUCUGAUCACCAACGACAGCAUCAACUUUUUCCGCAUGUCCAAGCGGAUGUACCCUCACCGUCCUGUGAUGAUGGUCAUCAGUCACGCUGCUCCUCAUGGCCCAGAGGACUCUGCUCCACAGUAUGCCGAGCACUUCCCAAAUGCUUCGCAGCAUAUCACCCCCAGCUACAAUUAUGCCCCAAAUAUGGACAAACACUGGAUCAUGCAGUAUACAGGCCCCAUGAGACCCAUCCACAUGGAGUUCACCAACUUCCUGCAUCGGAAGAGGCUGCAGACACUUCUGUCUGUGGAUGACUCAGUGCAGAAGGUGUAUGAAAUGCUGGAAGAAACUGGAGAGCUGGAUAACACUUACAUCAUCUAUACAGCAGACCAUGGCUACCACAUUGGUCAGUUUGGAUUGGUCAAAGGCAAGUCAAUGCCUUAUGACUUUGACAUCCGUGUGCCAUUCUUCCUGAGAGGGCCCAAUGUAGAGCCAGGAGCAGUAAAUCCUCAUCUGGUGUUGAACAUUGACCUAGCUCCCACGAUCCUUCACAUUGCUGGGCUGGACACCCCUCCAGACAUGGAUGGAAAGUCCAUCCUUAAGCUGCUGGAACAAGAAAGGACUGGCAAUAGAUUCAAACCAAACCGGAAACCCAAAGUCUGGAGGGACACAUUCCUGGUGGAGCGAGGAAAGAUCCUGAGAAAGAAGGAUGACUCAGUGAAUACUCAGCACACCAACAGCCUUCCCAAAUACAAGAAGGUCAAAGAGACUUGCCAGCAGGCGGAAUUCCAGACACCCUGCGAACAGCCUGGACAGAAGUGGCAUUGUGUGGAGGAGAUCACAGGGAAAUGGAGGAUACAGAAGUGUAAAGGCGGUUCAAAAGAAGGCUCCAGGAAGAGGGCCCGUAGCCUGAGGCCCCGUAGCAGUUACGACAACAGAGAGAGGGUCUGUGACUGUGGGGACGCUGGCUUCAAACCCUCCAGAUCGGACCGCCGCUCCCAACGACAGCUCUCAUCUGGCCAGCGUUAUCGGCCACGUUUUGUCCACACCCGGCCAACCAGGUCUCUGUCUGUAGAGUUUGAAGGUCAGAUAUAUGACAUUGACCUUCAAGCAGACGAUCAGUCAGCUGUCCGCCGCCGUGUCAUCUCAAAGCGCCACUACACCCACGAGGGCACAGCGUUUGAUUUGGGCUCAGAUGAUGGUUCAGAAGAAAUGCUGGCAGAUGACACCAAUGCUGUGGGAUACGCAAACUCUGUGAAAGUUACCCAUAAGUGUUUUAUUUUGGUGAAUGACAGUGUGCAUUGUGAAAGAGAAAUCUACCAGUCCUCCAGAGCUUGGAAAGACCACAAGAGCUAUGUGGACCAGGAGAUUGAAGCACUUCAAGACAAAAUCAAAAACCUCCGGGAAGUAAGAGGCCAUCUGAAGAGGACACGGCCAGACGAGUGCGACUGCGGAAAGAAGAGCUAUUUUAACAAAGGAGACAGAAACAAGGCAGAAAGAUUGAAGAGCAGGAAAGAUCAACUCCAUCCAUUUAAGGAGGCUGCACAAGAAAUUGACGGGAAGGCCCAGUUGUACAACGAGAUCCGCAGAAGGAAGAAGGAAAGAAAAGAAAAGAAGCGGCAGAGGAAGGGAGACGACUGCAGCCUGCCUGGCCUCACUUGCUUCACACACAACAAUGACCACUGGCAGACUGCUCCCCUCUGGUCCUUGGGUGGAUUCUGUGCGUGCACCAGCUCCAACAACAACACCUACUGGUGCCUGAGAACCAUCAACGAGACCCACAACACACUGUUCUGCGAGUUCUCCACUGGCUUCCUGGAGUACUUUGACCUCAACAGUGACCCCUACCAGCUGACCAACGCGGUGUAUGCAGUGGAUCGGGAGGUACUGAACUCUCUCCACGCCCAGCUGAUGGAGAUGAGGAGUUGUCAAGGUUACAAGCAGUGUAACCCUCGCCCAAAAGGCUUGGAUACAGCACACCACCAAUAUGGGACGGACGACAGGGUUAAACUACCCAACUUGACAGACGAGGAGGUGAACUGGCAGGGACUGGAGGAUCUAUAUAGCAUAAACGAAAGCCUUUAUGAAUGUAGGCCUGAGUACAGCCCCAGCCCGGACAACUGGGUCAACUUCCAGAAGGAUGUAGAUAAUAUAUUUGCACUGCUACACGUUUUAAAUAAAUUCAACCAAACCCAUGAGCUCGACGACUCCACCCUGCCAGAGCUGGGCUCCGGGGCCGGGGGUGGAGGCCUUGAAGGAGGCAGCGGAGAAGACUCAGCCUUGGCCAGCGACGUCUGGCUCACGGCGGCUCGCCUCACCACCCCCGCCCCCAGCAAAACGCCACCAGCACCCCCCACCCCCAAGCCCACACUGGAACGGAAACUGGAAUCUGUUGUCAACGACCUUCCUGAGAGGCUUUUAAACAGACCUGGGGUGUCUGUUAUGUCACCGGUGACGGUGUCAUCGUCGGGUCCAGGAAGAGACGGGGUUAUCUUCAGUAGCGACGUGUGGGCGCAGCAGCUGGAGGAGAUGGAAGGAGAUCUGUUUAGCGGGAACGGACUGACGGAGCUGGAGACACGACACGACAACCUGCUGCGUACUCACAACAGCCUGCACGGAGAGGAGACCGGCCCUCAAGGUCUUGGGCUGGGCCUGGACCUCGAAGAAGAGGAGGACAUAUUCCAGGCCCAAGGCUACCUCCCUUUCUCCCCACAGACACUGAGACCCAAGGGGCAGGCCAGCACCACCGGGAGCCCCCCCACCACACAGACUAGCACCCCACAGAGUGUUGGGUUGGUACUACAGGUGCUGCCUCAGGCGGCGUUGCCCCUCACCUUGGACUACGAGGGCAGCGGCUCUCUGCCUCAACCCUCCAAUCAGACCCUCUAAAGCAGACGCAUGCGCUGGCCAGCCAGCCAAUGAGCUGCCGGUCGCCAUAGAGACACAGAGACACAGUGAUUGGGAGAUGAGCUUGCCAAGAGCAAUGGCAAGUGAUGCCACCUCAGUCAGUCAGAGUUGUAUAAUGAGUAUUAAAGUUAUUGUUUAUUUUUUUACAGGUGCCUACAUUUAUUAGUAAACAGUGUUAUGUUUUUUUUUUUU